AGAGAAAUACGAGCAGCAGGUCGGGCCGGCAAACACAGUUGCACCGAAUGAUAUGGCUUGCCAACUUGGUUGACCUCUAGUGAAGUGUGCGAUCUCGUUGCUAGCGGCUGGCGCACCUAGGCAAUCUUCAAUCAUCUUGUCGCUCGCUGCAUUGCACCUGUUGUUCCGCAUCUUGGAAAAAAUCUCUCUCUUACCAGUCGGUCUUGGCAGUUGAUGGGACUAUUUUCUUUUCUUUUUCUUCUGAUUUAUUAUUCUCCCAUUUUUCCGCGUCCUCCUUUUGUUUUUUAUCCGUCAAUUUCUUACGGAUUUCUUGUCUCUCAUUCCAUUCCCGCCAGCUCUAUCAAACCAGAAAUUUAGAAAUCAAAACAAAAAAACCAAAAGAGAAAAAUAAGAAAAGAAAAAAAGACAACAAGACUAAAACAUCCAUAAGGAAAAAGAAUUGCCGCCAUUUUUCUUUUUUUCUUCUCAACUUCUCAACGACUACUACUUUUUGGUUUUUGUUUUAGAUAUUCUCUUUUGUUUGUUUGUUUCCCCCCAGCAGUUCGGACAGACUUUUAUUCCAUCACCGUGUGAGUGAGUGCUAGCGUGUCUAUAGCGCGCUGCCGUGUGUUAGCGGGAAGCAGAAACCAGCAGUCGGCUACUAUUCAUCUGGUCUUCAUCGUGAACGAGACGAUCUCUCGGUGGCCGAUCUGCCCAGCGAUCAGCCACCAAUGCUGAUAGACAUUGCGCUACUGUUCCAUUUUGGGUUACUGAUUGCGGCUUAAAAAAUCUCAAAGCACCUGUGUCUGCAAGCGUUUCUCCUUCAAUCACGCUCUUUGGUUUUGUUUUUGGUUUUUUCUCUUCCAGUCGGGAAUCCCGAUCUUGAUUUCACAGAAAUCGAUCGACUUUUUGUCAUUUGCAAACGCAUUCUUUUCAAAAAGGGAUUUUUUCGCAUCAUUCCGCUCUUUUGCACAAGUGCGCCGUGUUUCAUUCCUUUCAUUAUAGCGACAACAAAAGCCAAUUGCAAACAAACCAACAAACCGGGAAAUUGCGACUCCCGGGCGCGACUGAAAUUCUCGCCAUUUGGGUCUACAACAUUUGACGAAAGAGGAAUAAAUAUUGUGUCAAUAUAACCAAUACUACACACUUUCUUCCAUCUGUCUCCUUCCCUCAUCCUCUUGUGCGUCUGUGUGUGUAUUGCGUGGGGAGUGCGUGUGAGUGUUCGUGUUUGUGAGUCUGCGGUGUGUAAAUAUGCGUUUCUGGUCGGCUUCGCUCUGCCUCCUGGUUGGCAUGGUCGCCCAAGUCUGCGCCGUCUGGUGGGCGAGCGCCAGUCAGGCCAUGAUGAUGGAACCGAUGCGCCUGUGCCGUCAGCGGCGGGUGCGGCAACACCUGGAGAGAACAAACUUCAACGACAACGGACGACACGAGAGGAUAAAGAGCCGCCAAGUGGAAAUCUGCCGCAAGGAGCCCAAAGUGUUGCAGGAGAUCGUCAAGGGGGCCCAACUGGGCACCAAGGAGUGCCAGCAUCAGUUCCGCAACCGGCGAUGGAAUUGCACCACGGCCCGCAAGAGUCUCCGCAAAGUCAUCGCUAGAGAUACCCGCGAAACGGCGUUCGUCAAUGCCGUCGUGGCGGCGGGCGUGACCUACACCGUGACGCAAGCCUGCAGUUCCGGCCACCUCCUGCAGUGCACCUGCGAUAAAACUAUGAAAGGCGUGUCACCCGAUGGUGAUUGGGAAUGGGGCGGCUGCGCUGACAACGUCCAGCACGGAUACAAGAAAUCACGCGAGUUUAUGGACGCAAAGUACCGUAAGCGGAGUGACCUCAAGACGCAAGUCAUGCUGCACAACAACGAAGCUGGACGACUGGCGGUCAAGAACUUUAUGCGGACUGAAUGCAAGUGUCACGGAUUGUCCGGUUCGUGUACGCUGCGCACCUGUUGGCGUAAAUUGCCUCUGUUUCGUGACGUGGCCACCCGGCUCAAAGAGAAGUUUGACGGAGCUGCCAAAGUGAUUCCGGGAAAUGACGGCAAGACGAUCAUUCCGGAAGUGGCGAGUAUCAAACCGCCCGGACGCGAGGAUUUGAUCUACUCGGAGGAAUCGCCCGAUUUCUGCAAUCCGGAUCGAGUCACCGGAUCGCUGGGCACGGCCGGUCGGGUGUGCAACAGCACGUCACCGGGAGUCGAGGGUUGCGAGCUGCUCUGCUGCGGGCGGGGCUACGAAACGCGGACGACCAAGACGCGCGUCAAUUGUCACUGUCGGUUCAAAUGGUGUUGCGAAGUCACCUGCAAAAUUUGCACCGUCAAGAAACACGUCAACACCUGCCGCUGAUCAAUCAAUCGCAUCCGCAAUAUUCACGCGCAAUCCAGCUGGGAGUGUGACGCAAAAAUGGGGCGAAUUAUUCUCCCCCUGAUAUAACCCCACCCUUUCUUUUAUUUUUCAAAUCUGAACUGUGUACAGUCCUUGGUUUUUCUAAUAUUAUUAUUAUUAUAAUUAUACUACUAAGUCCCCACCUUUUUCUGUUCGUGAAUUCGUUCGUUCGUUGUUGUUGUUACCAACGGAUGUCGUGUCAGUCGGUCAAUAGCGACACGUUAACUCUUUUUGAAUUUCCUUUUAAAAUAUUUCGGUGUCUCUUCUAUUUUAAUAAUAUUGAUUUCGGUUGAAAAAAUCACGAUGAACUUUUCGACGCUACAGCGCAAUUUCGGUUAAGUGAUGCAAUCGCUUUUUUCUUUCACAAUUUUUCUAAAUUGAAUUUCAUUCACAUUCGUGUAGAAGCCAAUCUGCAUUAAGAUAUGACCACAUACUUUGCUCUCCAUUCGUAUAAAUGUGAUUACGAGUUAUGAUCGUAUACGGUUGGAAAAAGAAAAUACAAAAAAUUCAACAAGAAAAAAUAAUAAUAAUAAAAGAUAGCUUCACCCAUAAAAUCAGUUGCAUUUUCCUCAAAUAAAAAUGUUUAAAAAAAAAAAUAAAUAAAAAAACAAAAAACAGCUGGGAUAUUUUUUGUUCUCCUUUCCUCUCAUUCCUUGAUUUUAAUUUUCGAAAUCUGUUUCCCCAUUCUCGAAAUAAAUCAAAGAUUAGAUUUUUUUUAUUAUUAUUUCAUUCUGUCUGUGUGUAUAAAUGUGUG
Messenger RNA from Daphnia pulicaria, 3100 nucleotides. Its product is annotated as protein Wnt-6-like. The record is from RefSeq and is a predicted model, not a curated record. Bases 1231 to 2307 code for a protein of 358 amino acids. Gene Ontology annotation, molecular function: cytokine activity; frizzled binding. Gene Ontology annotation, biological process: multicellular organism development; canonical Wnt signaling pathway; cell fate commitment. The transcript has 6 exons. Gene Ontology annotation, cellular component: extracellular region. NCBI's taxonomy places the organism in Eukaryota, Metazoa, Arthropoda, Branchiopoda, Diplostraca, Daphniidae.